AUGGGCGCCGAUCUGUCGGCGGUUUUGCGGGAUUUCCUGCGAGAGUCGGGUGGCUGCGCCAUUAUCGACGGAGGCCUCGCCACGGAGCUGGAAGCGAAUGGCGCCGACCUUAACGAUCCUCUGUGGAGCGCCAAGUGCCUCAUCGCUUCUCCUGAGCUCAUUCGAAAGGCAGGCAAAAUGAUCUCCUGUAGUUACUCUUGCUCUGUUUCACCCAUCCCUAUUGAAGAAGGAGCUUCUUCUGUCUUGCGACUUCCUGGAAAUCUAUUAUCUGAAACGACAGGUCUAAUGCUAUGUUAAAAGAUGCUUUUUGAAGACUUUACAUAUCAGAAUUUCGGCCUCAUCCUUGGAUAUCGAGUUUCGUCGAGUCAUCUUUGGUUUUUAAUCAUUUAAAUUGCUUUCCCUAAUGUUCAAUGAUGACCUUUUGGGCGUCAUUAUGUCAUUCGGAGUUUUGGAUGGAAUAAUAUACAACUUUUUCGGUAAUUUCGAAUAUUGAUCUUGGGUCGUACGGCCUCGUCGUUUUCUGGAAAUCAUUCUUACGAUAAUAUGAAUAAAGCAAGCCUGCCGCAGCCCAUGAAAUGGAUAGCAUGCAGACUGCGGAAUGAUCAGCAGCUGGGGCUGGGUUCUGAAAGCCCGGUGUGCUUCGUUGGGCUGAGCGAAGUCUGUUCCCAACAUUAUCGUCAAUUCAUGUUGUGAAAACUCACUUGGGGAAUUCAGGAAUCAAUCCUGCAGCUCAUGGCUUAACCUCAGGUGAUAUCAGGACAGAGUCACACACUGAGGUGCUGCGAAAUUUGGUCAACAGUUAUUUACACAGUGUUUGCAGCUUUUCUUCAUGUAUCAAUUCAUGAAGUUAAGCUUAAUUUGUUCACCACAUGGAAACCUUGGACCCCAUGUUUUGUAUGAAGUGCAAUAAAUCCUGAAUGCAGCACGGGAACAUGUCAAAGUGCUGUUGGUUGAGUGCUUUCUUUAUUAUGUGAAGCAAGAUUUUUCCUGCCCAGUGUUUGUUAGCACUCAAGUCUCAACCUUUUCACUUCACGUGUUCUUCUUUUCUUACUUUUUUUUUUCUCUUGGUUGUGUAAAUGAAGAUAUAACUAGAAAAUCCUGACAGAUUGUAGGUCCUAUUGAUUCAUGUCAUGAAAAGUCUUUUUCGUGGCAUAAAGUAGUAUUGAAUAUGAAAGGUUACUCCAGUGGAUUUUUUUAUGAACGUAAUGACCCCAUGCUUUUCAUGUUUUCGAUGGCAGAAAGAUUUGAUUUCAAAAGUUCUGCCCAUCAGAAAUCUUGAGCUAUUAGACCUCGUAUUUCUUUGAUUUAGCUAACAGCCUGUCUGGAUUCUAAGCACUGAUUGAGACAUCGAUGCAACAUGCAGGAGAUGGAAGAGUCUUCAAGAAAAGCUAAGCAAGAUGCUGUCUAUUUUGAAAUCUUAUUGAGUCAGUGGUGCACUACAUUUUAUAAGUCUCCCUCACCUUGACAUAAGCCAUUUUAUAAGUCUUCGAUGUAAUCUCAAAGGUCUCUACUUCCCAAGCAUUCCAUUAGGUACUGUCUAGGUUACUUUAAUCUAUUAUCGAUUUUCUUCCCAAGAUGCUAGCUCUACUCUUUACAUCUCCUAAAAUUUUGCUCAAUAAAAUCUCUUGUUAAAAUCUGCUGAUAAGCCUUCAAAAAGUUUGGGAGCAUUCAAAUGAGCUUUCAAGGGCUCAUUUGGACAUUGAAAAGAAGAUGUGUCCACUUUUCAGUUGUUAAGGGUGAGUUUCUAGAUCUUGGACUUCGGGUUUUAAAAAAUUAUUAAAUAAUCUUGGUGAGUGAUGUUUUUAAGCUGAAAGAGGGAAAUUAUCUGUGCUGAAAAAGCCCUCGAACAAUUAGGAAAAACCUAAGCGUCAAGUUUUUUCUUUAUUUCUGAAACUACAGUCUUUAAGAUAAUCAAACCUCAAGGGUGUUAAGUGUUGAUCCUUGGGUUCAAUGGAUGUAAUGAGUGUUGAACUUUCAAGGUUUCAGGACUUAGAUUGCAUGUGCACUCUGUAGCACGCUGUAGGUGUCAACCUUUGAAUCAUAGGUGUUGCCCCUCUAGAUUUUAAUGUCUACUGUCUACAGACAUGGACCCUUAACAUUCAAGUAUCAAUCGAUGUGUAUAUAGGUUCCUAUUUUCAAUAGGUCUCAUUCUUAGUGCCAAAGAGUGUCAACUCCUGUGUACUCUACUCUCUGUUUUGCCAUAGGUAUCGACUCCUGAGUUUCAAAUAUUAACGGUUUUAAAUAUUAACGUUUAUGAACUGUUCUCAAUAUUUUGUCCCAUUUCUUCAUAUCCCACAUAUUUUCAGUAAUUUGACAGGAAUUUCGAGGAGAAAUAUUUUUUGCCUACCAGAAUGGUUUAGAUGCACUAUUCUCCUGCCUGGAGUGAGAUCUCUGCUCUCAUUUGUGAUCUAAUCCCUUUUCCCCAAAUUUGUGCCUUCUGCCAAAUCUUUUUUCCUCCAAGUAUCACCAGUUAUUUUGACUAGAGACUAGUUAUUUACCCUUUGUUAGUUAUGCCAUCUUGUGAGAGACUUGUGAUUUUCCAAUUGUUUGAAAUAAUUCUUGGCUUCUCUUCAUACUGGUAGGUUCAACUUUCUCGCUUUAGAGAUAAUGUAGUCGUCUAAGUUGGAAGCAAAAGUUAGUAUGGGAACAUGCAGUGUGCACUAACGUGUUAGAGAAAACUGAAAACAUGUCCUGUUAAAAUGGAUAUCCACGCCUCUGUAUUUUGCUCUAAAAUUUUCAUUUUAUUGAUCAGGCAAGCAAAUGGUGCUCUUUUCUUUCUUAAUAUCUCAUUAAAAAUUCUGGAUAUUUUAUUCUUAUGCUUUAACAUUUUAUGUAUUCAUUCCUUUUCUUGUCAAUAAGCAUGGAUUCAGUGGCAUCAUUUCCCUUUAUCUUCAAGUAGUUACCGUAUAUAUCCGUAAUUCUCCUAAGUUUUAUUCAUAAUCCUGCAGGUUCAUUUAGACUACCUUGAAGCAGGUGCAGAUAUUCUGAUCACAGCUUCAUAUCAGGUGCCAUGUGCCUUUUCACAUCGUAUUCAACUGGUGGUGUUACAUCUUCAACACUCUUUGACCAUUGGUUUCGUGUUAAACAGGCUACCAUCCAGGGUUUUCAGUCGAAAGGGUUCUCUAUAGAACAAAGUGAGGCUUUAUUGAGGAAAAGUGUCACAGUUGCGUGUGAAGCGCGAGAGAUCUUUUACAAGAAGUAUACCAGCUCUUCGUGUAAUUCUAGUUCAACCGCAGUACCUUUCAAGAAACGCCCGAUACUAAUUGCAGCAUCAAUUGGAAGCUAUGGGGCAUAUUUGGCAGAUGGUUCAGAAUACAGGUUAUAUUAUGCGGAAUUCUUUUUUUCUCUGAAGCAAGCUCAGUAUCUGUCAUGGUUCUUUUCAACCUUUUUUCAUUGUUAAGUAUUUCUUGUAGCGGGGAAUAUGGCGAUGCUAUCACCUUAAAAUCGCUAAAAGAUUUUCACGGACGAAGGGUGCAGAUCCUCGCAGAAUCUGGGGCUGAUCUGCUUGCCUUUGAAACAAUUCCAAAUAAGCUUGAAUGCCAGGUAUGUGAUUCUGAUUCUGAUAAGGAAAUUGGAUUAUCUUAAGACAACCCAUGGGAAAUGACCUUAUGUAGGGUUGAUUGGUGAAACCAGGUGCAUAGACCUACGAAUAAUGAUAAUUCAUUAAAGAUGCUUUUGUCGCUGUUUUUUUUUCCUUUUUUGCUAUCAAUCACAUAAAAAGGUUAAAAAAUGUCAACAUUAUUGGAUGGUGACCGUUUUCCUCAACAUCCCUGGCAUGUAUCAUGUCCACGUACAUUUGAAUAGGACUCUUAUCUUGAUGAACUCGCAAAGAAUAGAUGUGCUAAAACUUGAAGAUCAUGGGCUACCCGGCAAACACAAAUGCAAAUACAAAGUCCAGGUUACGGGUAGAAAUGAAUGGGGCCAGAAAGAACCCUGGACUGUUUUUUUCAGUCUUGGACUAUAAUUUUCCGUCUGAUGUCCCAUAUUGGUAUAGGCAUGGAUACCACUAAGAUGCACGAGUACUGAACUUUCUGGAUCUUUCAGGUCCCCAGUUGGUGAAUAUCCGUCAAGCCGAACGCAUGUGAUAAUUGGAACUAGUAGAACUACAACAUUUUCAUUCAAUAUUGCUCCAAAAUUGUUAAACCGAUAGUGGUUUGAUGAACGCAUUUUCAUCUUGAUGAACGCAUGUGAUAUCCGUCAAACUAUCCGGUUUGAUGAGAGAUUAGCACUAACACCAUGCAGGCGUAUGCUGAACUUCUGGAGGAAAACGACAUCAGAAUUCCAGCCUGGUUCGCUUUUAAUUCAAAGGAUGGAAUCAAUGUGGUUAGUGGAGAUUCAAUACCUGAGUGUAUAUCCAUUGCUGAGCAAUGCACGAAGGUUGUUGCUGUUGGAAUCAACUGCACCCCUCCUCGAUUUAUUCAUGGGUUGCUUCUCUCCAUUCAGAAGGUGUACCUUGUAUUCUCCCCAUAUUCUUUGAUAUCAUCUUACAUUCUUUGGGUACAGUUCCCGAUUUUAUGAUCGUUCGACUUAUAGCCUAGUUUUUUCAGGACACGACCAUUUUCAUCUUAUCGUGAGCACCAUUUUGCUGCCGUACUCAUAAGUGUGAUUACUCAUUAAAUUUAUAUGUUUCAAUGUUACUUUGUCCCUUUUGUAGAAUUUACCGCGAAAUAUGAAGGUUUUGGAAUAGAAUGUAACCCUCUUCUGGGGCAUCAUCAUCUGAACCACUUAUGUUCAUUUGUUUCUGAUAUCAUUUGAGUGCGACUUUAGAUUGGGCAUAAUUCAUAAUAAGAAAAGAUUCCAUAUAUUAUGGUCCCUGAUCCCGGUAAUAUACGUUUCUGGAUGACGGUUCAUGAUUCCAUCAUUCAAGCCAGAAUUAGACUGGCUCAGUUCCUCUGUGACCCAUGAGCAGGGCUUGUGGGAACUUCAGUUCUUGAAGGUGUAAACGGUGUUAUGGAAGCUGGAAGUUUGCACUAACCACCCACUCCCACAUUCUUUUUCCUUGAUGGGUUGGUCCAACCGAGGGUAUUAACUUCAAGAUUUCAUGUCUGGGUCCGUUUCCAAGCAGUUCUCAGUUCUAGGCGAAAUGCAAUGGGAAGCAACCCCACCCCCCCUCUGAUUCAUUCCUUUGAGCGGUAGAUUGGCACGUCAUCAAGAAAUUUCAAGUUCUCAUCUUUGAGGAAAGAAAGUAGAUGCGGGUAUUGGGAAUAUUUCUUGUAGUUAAUCAUCUGACCGUUCAUCUCUGACUGAAGAUUCCAGACUUAUCAAAGAACACAAUCUUCAUCAAAACUGGAAGACUUGAAUCCUAGAUGUGCAGAUGGAAUAAAAAGCAUCUGCCUUGGAUUCCUCAGAUAAUCAUAUUUUAUGGUGUUUUACUUAUUAAUUUCAGCUGAUCUGGCUUGUUUUGAAAGGCACUGUCAAGCUUUCUCAACCGCUGAUUUCGCAGGUGACAACAAAACCCAUAUUAAUAUAUCCAAACAGUGGGGAGACAUACGAUCCGGAUGCAAAGGAGUGGGUGGUGAGUACGACUUAGAUAAGAAUCAUCUGAGCAUCUAUGGCCCUCACCCUCUUGUGAUGGCUGUUGUUCUUGAAGUUUUCUCGUUCUCCUCUCCCUCUCCCAGCUUCGAAACCUUGGCUGAGAUCAAGUUCAUCAUCCACAGACUCUAAUCUGCAGGAGACUUCGGGCGAAUCGGACGAGGAUUUUGUUUCCCACGUGAUGAAGUGGUGUGAAGAUGGGGCCUGUCUAAUAGGAGGCUGCUGCAGGACCACCCCUAACACCAUCAGAGCCAUAUCCAGAGCUCUGGGUAGGCAUGGCGUUUGA
This is a messenger RNA of Spirodela intermedia, 5818 nucleotides long. The record is from the annotation of a GenBank genome assembly. Lineage: Eukaryota; Viridiplantae; Streptophyta; Magnoliopsida; Alismatales; Araceae.